AUGGUCGAAAAUGCCGGGGCUAUCGCGGGUAUUGUGAGUGCUGUUCUCGAUGUUGGCAAGUGUUAUGUCCUGUUCAACCACAAGAGCAACUUAAGAAAUCUCGAAACAGAAGUUGGGAAGCUGAAGCUUGCAAGAGGUAAAGUGAAGGGUAUGGUUGAGUUGCUAGAAACAAAGCGGAAAAGAUUGAAGAGACUGUUGAAUGUGGUAAGUGAUGUAGACUCCAUCGUUCCUGAAGCAGAGACGUUGAUUAACGGGAGAGCAAACGUCCGAUGUUUCAACUUGGGAGCCCGUUACAAACUGCGCAGGAAAGCAUCGAGAAAGGUGGAGGAUAUUUCUCAACUCCUGAAGCAACAAGAAGCAUUCGGCGAUCGGGUUUCCCGCCCUAUCAUUCAUGAAGAUACGAGGCUUAUAUUGAAUAAAGACUACUUGGCCUUUCAAUCACGAUCGUCCACUUUGGAGGAUGUAUUGAAGGCAUUAAAAGAGGCCGAGGUGGACAUUAUUGGGGUUCAUGGGAUGGGUGGCAUCGGUAAGACCACCCUGGUCAAAGAAGUUGUAAGGCAGGCGAAGGCAGACAAGCGAUUUGAUAAGGUGAUUUUUGUAGAGGUAACUGACACUCCGAACAUAGAAAAGAUACGAGAAGAAAUUGCAGAUAACUUAGAUUUGGAAUUGGAUGAUAAGAAGACUGAAACUGGAAAAGCAAAUAAGUUAUUUGCACGAUUGAAGGAGGUGAAGACAAUCCUAAUAAUUUUAGAUAAUAUUUGGGAUGAGCUUGAUCUGGAGAAACUAGGAAUUCCUGUUGGCGAAAAUCAUAAGGGAUGUAAACUAUUGUUGACAGCAAGGGAUCGAAACGUGUUGGACAGGAUGGGUUCAAAGUCUUUCUCGAUUGACGUUUUGAAGGAAGAUGAAGCUUGGAACUUGUUCAGAAAGAUGACAGGUGAAGUUGUUGAUAUGCGUGAGUUGCAAUCUCUGCCGAAUGAUGUGUGCAAGGAAUGUGGUGGUCUACCUAUUGCCAUUGUUACCGUAGCAAGGGCAUUAAAGAGCAAGAGACAACUAUCUCAAUGGAGGAAGGCCUUACAAGAAUUGAGAAGUCCUUCCCCAACAGAGUUCAAAGGAGUGCUGAAAGAGGCAUAUUCAAAGAUAGCAUUGAGUUACAAUUAUUUACAAGGUGAGGAACACAAGAAAGUUUUUUUGCUAUGUAGUAUAAUGACAUAUGAUGCUUCCAUUUCAAAUUUGUUCAAAUUCGUUAUGGGUUUGAAUAUACUUGAAGGAAAUAAUCUUAAAAUAGAAGAAGCUCGAGAUAGACUAGAUGCGCUUCUCCAUGAACUCAAAGAAUCUUGUUUAUUACUUGAUUGUUCUUCAAGUGAACGAUUUUCUAUGCAUGAUGUUGUUAGGGAUAUUGCUAUAACAAUUUCAUAUAAAGACCAUCAUGUACUUACGGAGAGAAAUGAUGUUGAAGAUGAAUGGAAAAAUGUGGAUAUACUCAAAAAGUGCACCACAAUCUCCUUAGCUAGAAGUGAUAUUAUUAGUAAACAUUGGGCUGAAGGUUUAGAAUGUCCAGAACUUGAAUUUUUCUAUAUGAAGUAUUCUUCUUUCAAAUUUCCAGAGAGAUUUUUCUCAGGGAUGGCAAAGCUCAAAGUUUUAAGUUUGAAUUUUCUUCCAUCACCAAUUAUUCUUCCAAUAGGCCUUCAAACAUUGUGUUUGGAUAGUAGCGAAAUUGAAGAAGUUGCUAUUAUAGGGGAGUUGAAGAAACUAAAGAUCCUUAGCUUGAGAUAUUGUUAUAAUAUUAAGCAAUUGCCUGGAGAAAUAAGUCAAUUAAUUCAACUAAGGUUCUUAGAUUUAAGCAACUGUGCGAAUCUUCAUGUUAUCACAGCAGAUGUCAUAUCAAGCUUAGUCCUAUUGGAAGAAUUAUACAUGAGAGGAUGCCCUGUUCUAUGGGCAGUCGGAGGACCCAAUGUUGAAAGAAAUAAUGCUAGUCUUGAGGAGUUGCUUCAUUUGUCUUGUCUCACCGCUCUGGAAAUAGAUAUUGAAGAUGAGAAGAUUUUGCCUAAAGGCUUUUUCUCAAAAAAGUUGGAAAGAUACAGUAUAUCAGUUGGAGAUGCGUGUCAUUGUGAUAUUGAGUUUAUUGAAAACAAGCGUUCAAGAAGAAUCAAAAUGAAGCUUAAUUCUUCCAUUUGCUUGGAGGAAUUGCAAGGGAUCAAGAAUGUUGAAUCCUUAUGUUUAGAUAAAUUGCAAAAUAUCAAGAAUGGUCUUCAAGAAUUAGACAAUGAUGGUUUUUCACAAUUGAAAUAUCUCCAUGUGAAAGGUUGUGAUAAAUUGACAAUUCCUCUUUCUCUUCCCCUUUUUCCACUGCCAAUUCUUCCACAACUCAAGGACUUAAAGUGGAAGAUUGCAAGAAUGUGA
Molecule: messenger RNA, 2400 nt
Organism: Pistacia vera
Lineage: Eukaryota; Viridiplantae; Streptophyta; Magnoliopsida; Sapindales; Anacardiaceae
Product: disease resistance protein At4g27190-like
Exons: 2
Coding region: 1-2400 (799 amino acids)
Molecular function (GO): ATP hydrolysis activity; ADP binding
Source: RefSeq, a predicted model, not a curated record